Messenger RNA from Trametes versicolor FP-101664 SS1, 1668 nucleotides. RefSeq lists its product as uncharacterized. Bases 1 to 1668 code for a protein of 555 amino acids. The record is from RefSeq and is a predicted model, not a curated record. The transcript has a single exon. NCBI's taxonomy places the organism in Eukaryota, Fungi, Basidiomycota, Agaricomycetes, Polyporales, Polyporaceae.
AUGAAGCAACUGCUCAUCGAUCUUGGCCACCACGUCAAUGGUAUUUGCCCAAUCGGAAGGCUCCCUGCAGAGAUUCUGGUCCUCAUCUUCCGAAAGGCGCUCCAGCUAUCAGGCUACGGCGCUGCCCGUCUACUACUGAACAAUAGUCAAGCUCGACGGGUUCCCAUUCACAUGCAUUGGACGCUCACCCGUGUCUGUGCAAAGUGGCGCGCUCUCGCGCUCUCGACGCCGUCCUUGUGGACAUGUAUCGACGACAGGGACGCAGGCUCACUUCUUGCCUUCAUUGCCCGCUCUCAGCCAUUACCCCUCUCACUGCGCUACAUACUCUCCGAGGACUGGGACCUUCAACGACUGCAUGGGGCACUGCGCGACUGGGGUGCUCGGCUUGGACGCCUUGAUAUCAUGGAGUACCCGUGUCACGACUUGCAGUGGACCCAUCAACCUAUCGAUCUUUCUGUCCAGGUGGCUAGUCUCCACUGUCUCACCAUAUCAGCGGAGAGAGACUCUCUCUGGGAUGCACCUGCCUACUUCCUUGGCUCCGGUGUAUCUAACUUGAAAGCGUUGGCGCUCGGAGCAUCUUGUGAGGAUCUGUUCCCCGCCGGCAUUCAUUUUCCCCAUCUCACACAUCUCUCUCUCGCUUUUUGGGGCAGCGAAAUAGAGGUAUACAAGGAUGACGCACACGAUCUUAUCACGCUCCUUUCGAACACCCCGGCCCUCAGAUAUGUCCACCUCUCAGGAGUCGGUGACCCCAGCACGGAACCCAGCCCCUUACCUCCCGCGCCGGUCGUCCUUCGCUCCCUACGGGCCCUGACAUGCGUGGGCUGCAAGCUUUCGAGCGCGUUCCAACUGCUCGAAUCGCUCACGCUCCCGGAGGACGUCGUGGUGCGCCUGGACAACUUGCGCUCGGUUGACGGCCAACCCACCGUCUUCCCCCGCCGCGUGGCGUCGGAGCGCUUUCUCGCGAGCUUCGCCCGUCUUCAAGUGUGGUACUGCCAGGGGUCCCUCCAUCUGGCUGCAGAGGGCGCGAAGUCAGGGCUGUGGAUACGGGUGACGGACCCCAAGUGGGAUGAGGUUUUAUGGAAGGGGUUGGUCGCAGCGCUACCUGCGAUGAUUUCUCUCGUGACGAUCCGAACGCUGCGCUUCUCCGUGUGGGCUCCUUCGACGCUCUCCCUCAUUGCGCACAUGCCGUCUCUCACCGAGCUGCAGGCCUACGCGGACGCAGACUACGUAGACACGCAGUCGGUCUUGAAGGCGCUAUGCAUCAUGCUCGGUCGUGGAGGGGGACGCUCCUGCUUGCCAACCCUCGAAUCCCUCCUCAUCAGCGCACAUUCUGAGGACUUGCAAUCGGGAAUCCCAGAGACGCUCCAGAUGGUCGCUGCUCGGUCAGAGAUGGGCAUACCGCUCGCGCGCCUCAUCUUGCAGCCGCUACCUACGCCGUACGGGAAGUCGGAAGACGAGACCUCCCGGGAGAUGAUGCUUAUUCGCAAGAUCUUCUCCCAAGAUGCGAUAGCCCCGAUCCGGGAGCACGUCAGCGUCGUUGAGGUCAUGGAGACUGCCGAACCGCCGCCAUGCCCGUUUGAGAUGGGCGAGAUGUGGGAGGUAGACGCAUUCGAAGACUACUGGGAACUCACGCAAGAAGAGAAGCCCGACUACAAACUGCACCGAUAG